AUGGCGAUUUCACGUUCGUUGAACACAUUUUUAGGCAUAUCAGGGACUGCGAUUCCAGUGGAUUUGUUGCAUAUUUUGGACAAACAAGCGUGGGUACGUGUACCUGCUGGUGACCUUGAUUCGGUAUGGAAUGCUCUUAGCGGUGCUGUGGUACCUGGUAGUGACCAGCUAGGAGAAGGAGCUAUCUCCGUUGUAAGGGCUUCUCGUUACUUAUCGGCUUUAGUGGGCCCUAGACGAGGAAAAUGGACGUAG
This is a messenger RNA of Sugiyamaella lignohabitans, 252 nucleotides long. RefSeq lists its product as uncharacterized. Gene Ontology annotation, biological process: nuclear-transcribed mRNA catabolic process, RNase MRP-dependent; tRNA processing; intronic box C/D snoRNA processing. The transcript has a single exon. The record is from RefSeq and is a predicted model, not a curated record. Gene Ontology annotation, cellular component: nucleolar ribonuclease P complex; ribonuclease MRP complex. Gene Ontology annotation, molecular function: ribonuclease MRP activity. NCBI's taxonomy places the organism in Eukaryota, Fungi, Ascomycota, Dipodascomycetes, Dipodascales, Trichomonascaceae. The coding region runs from base 1 to 252 and encodes 83 amino acids.